Gavialis gangeticus (Gharial) is the source of this 1350-nucleotide messenger RNA. RefSeq names its product MYST/Esa1 associated factor 6 (gene MEAF6). The record is from RefSeq and is a predicted model, not a curated record. The coding region runs from base 1 to 594 and encodes 197 amino acids. Lineage: Eukaryota; Metazoa; Chordata; Crocodylia; Gavialidae. Gene Ontology annotation, cellular component: NuA4 histone acetyltransferase complex. The transcript is spliced from 8 exons.
AUGAAUGGCACGUUAUCCGGCAUACAGUAUGCUCCCAAUCGGGCUCCGCUCUUGUCGUGUGCUUCUUUCCUGCCGCAGGAGACCCUGGCGAACCUGGAGCGGCAGAUCUACGCCUUCGAAGGCAGCUACCUGGAGGACACCCAGAUGUAUGGGAACAUCAUCCGUGGCUGGGACCGCUACCUGACCAACCAGAAGAACUCCAACAGCAAGAACGACCGACGCAACCGGAAGUUCAAGGAAGCCGAGCGGCUCUUCAGCAAGUCUUCAGUCACCUCAGCAGCUGCCGUCAGCGCACUGGCCGGAGUUCAAGACCAGCUCAUUGAGAAGCGGGAGCCGGGCAGUGGAACGGAAAGCGACACUUCUCCAGACUUCCACAAUCAGGAGAAUGAGCCCAGCCAGGAGGACGCUGAUGAUCUGGAUGGGUCUGUGCAGGGUGUGAAGCCCCAGAAAGCUGCUUCCUCCACUUCCUCGGGGAGUCACCACAGCAGCCACAAAAAACGGAAGAACAAAAACCGACACAGCCCGUCUGGCAUGUUUGAUUAUGACUUUGAGAUUGAUCUCAAGUUAAACAAAAAGCCAAGAGCCGACUACUAGACUCAUCAGCACUGAAGCUUCCACGAUGUGGGCCCCACGUGAGUCCCCACCGAGGAAAAUGCCAAUCUAGCGCAGGAGUGGGCUGCCAGCUCUGCAGCUGCAUGUCUGCAGCCGGAAGCAGCCAAUUCUGUCGUGCUGCUGCGGGGGAGACCGUCUUGGCCGAUGUACUUUGUACUUUGUGUCAUUGUGAGUCCCCUGGGACACAGGACUGGGCUGCGGCAUGGGCGAUCUUCGAGUCCUGAGGGCUUGCGCUGUCACCCGGCUGAAGGCACCCUCCAGCCGGCUGACCCCGCCGCCACCAUCGCCAUCAUCUGUCAUCACUGCCGAGAGACAUCACCGUCGCUCCCAUUCCCAGGGGCUGGGCCUGUUUGUCCGCGCGGGUUGUAAAUCUGUUACAUGGAUUUUUUUUUUUUAAUACGGCUCGUUAGUGUUUUGUUCUUGUUCGGGAUUGUUUUAACCAAAGUGACAAACCGGCUCUUCAUCUCUUUCCUUUCCUACAAGCCCAGCCAGGCAGGCAUGCUCUUUGUUUUGGGGACCGCUCCACUACAGUUCUUACCUGGCGUGGAGCAGCAAGUGGCUCCCCCUUUCCUCUCUCUCCUCCCUUCCCCAGGGCCCUGCGGGCUCUGAACGAUGGGAAGGCUGGAGCUCAAAGCCCUCUUGCUCUGGGUGAUGUGUGGGGGGCAAGGGGUGGAGUCUCUUUUUAAUGCAACCUUCUGUCAUUUGUAUAUAAAACAAUAAAAGUCCCACGUUUGCGUC